This is a messenger RNA of Daphnia pulex (common water flea), 3512 nucleotides long. RefSeq names its product sodium/potassium-transporting ATPase subunit alpha-B-like. Bases 132 to 3326 code for a protein of 1064 amino acids. Gene Ontology annotation, biological process: sodium ion export across plasma membrane; proton transmembrane transport; intracellular sodium ion homeostasis. Gene Ontology annotation, cellular component: membrane. The transcript is spliced from 24 exons. The record is from RefSeq and is a predicted model, not a curated record. NCBI's taxonomy places the organism in Eukaryota, Metazoa, Arthropoda, Branchiopoda, Diplostraca, Daphniidae. Gene Ontology annotation, molecular function: P-type sodium:potassium-exchanging transporter activity; ATP hydrolysis activity; ATP binding.
UUUCGGCCAUAAGAGCGUGUAACGUUGACAAGUUACGUCCUCUUCAGCAUUGUCCUCUUUAUAGUACAGUUCAUCUAAGCGCCCUGACUGUAUCAAUUACAAGUUCAUAAAGGAAUCCAUCGCCGGGGAAAAUGCUUAGAAGCAGGAGACUUUCGACUGGUCCGUGUGCGGCCGUUGGCCAAGUCAACCCUAGCUAUGAGCCCGAUAGCGCGGUGGAAGGACGCCAGACAACCGUCACUUUUACGGGCUUGUCGGCCAGCGCUCUGAACUCCAAGCCGUUUACACCGCUGAAGAAGAAGAGCUCGCUGAUGAGCUUGUGGAGUAAUGACAGCCGUGAUCAAAAGCUCAAGACUUUGAAACAGGAGUUGGAAAUGGAUGAGCACAAGAUCCCCCUGCAAACUUUGUUCUCCAGGUUUAAAACAGAUCCAGUCAAGGGAUUGUCGCAACAGUACGCACAAGAGAAGUUACUUCAAGACGGACCCAAUGCUCUGAAACCCAUGAAAGGCGAACCGGAAUGGAAAAAGUUUCUCGGCAAACUGUUUGGUGGUUUCCAUCUUCUGCUCCUGUUCGGCGCCUUCCUCUGCAUGGCUGCUUUCUUCAUGGAGUACAGCACUUCGGAUCAGCCGUCUUACGAUAACUUGUGGUUAUCGAUCAUUUUGAUCAUAUUGGUUAUCGGAACCACCAUUUUCGCUUAUUAUCAAGAAAGGCAGAGCAGCAACAUUAUGGAUUCCUUCAAAGGCAUGAUUCCACAGUUCGCUGAAGCUACAAGAGACGGAAAGAAGGUAACGAUGAAAGUUGAAGAUCUGGUAGUGGGAGACCUUAUCGACGUGAAAUUCGGAGACCGCCUGCCAGCCGACAUUCUCAUCCUCUCGUGCAGCAAUUUCAAGGUGGACAACUCUUCGUUGACCGGUGAAUCAGAGCCGCAAGCCCGAUCGGCCGAGUGCACUCACAACAAUCCGCUGGAGACCAAAAAUCUGGCCUUCUUUUCAUCUAACGCUGUCGAAGGUGUGGCCCGAGGGAUAAUCAUCAGGGUCGGAGACAACACCGUCAUGGGUCGUAUUGCUUCGCUAACAUCUGGUGUCGAUGCCGGACCGACUCCUAUGGCCCGUGAAAUUCAAGGCUUUAUUCGCCUGGUUUCUAUGAUCGCUAUUACUACUGGCUCCAUCAUCUUCAUUGUCGCCAUGGUCCUUGGAUACAGCUGGAUUAACUCAAUCAUUUUUCUGAUUGGAAUCGUCAUGGCAUACGUCCCACAAGGACUGGUUCCAACCGUCGCGAUUCUUCUCACAUUGACGGCCAAAAGGAUGGCCAGGAGGAAUUGCUUAGUCAAGAAUCUUGAAGCCGUGGAAACACUCGGCUCUACUUCGACCAUCUGCUCCGACAAGACGGGCACACUAACGCAGAACCGCAUGACCGUGGCUCACGUCUGGUUUGACGACGUUAUUCGACAGAUGGAUACCAGUGAAUCCCAAAGCAGUGAUGUGGUGUUUGACAAUACCGCGUCUGGCUGGAAGGAACUCAGCCAGGUAGGCAAACUAUGCAGUCGAGCCGAGUUUGUUCCUGGACAGGAAGACAGACCUAUUUCAAAAAGAGACGUCAAAGGAGACGCUUCUGAGCAAGCCAUUCUCAAGUGUAUGGAACAGGUCGACGGUAACGUUGCCGAAUAUCGCAAAGAAUUCCCAACAGCUUGUGAAAUCCCCUUCAACUCCACCAACAAGUAUCAGGUGUCUGUUCAUCGACUGAAUGGAGUUGAAUCCUCAAACUACAUCCUAGUCAUGAAAGGAGCCGCUGAAAGAAUCAGCGCCUUGUGCUCAACCAUUUUGGUGGAUGGCAAAGAAGUUCCGCUGGAUGAGGGAUGGAAGAAAAAGAUCGACGACGCUUACUUAAAAUUAGGAGGCCUGGGAGAGCGUGUGAUCGGAUUUUGCGAUUUACAAUUGCCAGCGGCAGAUUUCCCAGACGGUUUCAAAUUUGACAUCGACAAUAUCAACUUCCCCAUCAAAGACUUGAGAUUCGUUGGCUUGAUGUCCAUGAUCGAUCCUCCGCGAGCCGCUGUACCGGAUGCCGUCCGUCUGUGCCGUUCGGCUGGAAUUCGAGUUGUCAUGGUGACCGGUGAUCACCCCAUCACGGCAAAGGCGAUUGCCAGAUCGGUCGGCAUUAUCUCACCCAACAACGAAACAAUCGAAGAAAUUGCCGAGCGAUUAAAGAUCCCUCAACGGGAUCUCGAUCCUAGAAUGGCCAAAGCCAUCGUCAUUCACGGAGCAGAUCUCAACGAACUCGACCAGGAUCAACUGGAUAACAUUUUAAGACAUUAUUCGGAAAUCGUCUUCGCCCGGACAUCGCCUCAACAGAAACUCAUCAUCGUAGAAGGUUUCCAGCGUCUUGGAUCCAUUGUGGCCGUCACCGGAGACGGUGUUAACGAUUCGCCGGCAUUGAAAAAAGCUGAUAUCGGUAUUGCCAUGGGCAUCACAGGCUCUGACGUCUCGAAACAGGCGGCCGACAUGAUUCUUCUCGACGACAACUUUGCCUCCAUUGUUACGGGUGUUGAACAGGGCCGUUUGGUAUUCGACAAUCUCAAAAAAUCAAUUGCUUACACCAUGGUUACUAAAAUCCCGGAGGCUGCCCCCUUCGUGGUAUUUAUUGUCGUUAAUAUGCCUCUGAUGCUUGGCGCCAUUCCAAUUUUGUGUAUCGAUCUCGGCUCUGACUUGUUUCCCGCUAUUUCAUUCUCAUACGAGCGACCAGAAAGUGACAUCAUGAAACGUAAACCCAGGAAUAUGUUCACUGACAAACUUGUCGACAAUAAGUUAUUAGAAAUUGCUUUCUGGCAUACGGGAGUUUUGGAGAGCUUUGGUUGCUUCUUUGCCAUGUUCGUCAUCCUUGGAGAGAACGGUUUCAGACCCUACGAUCUAUUAGGCAUGCGAGCUGAAUGGGACUCUAAAGCCAUAAACGACCUUAAAGAUUCAUACGGCCAAGAAUGGACCUACAACGCCCGGAAAGAACUAGAGAAAACUUGCUACGCUGCCUAUUUUGCAAACGUGGUGGUUCAACAAUGGAGUUCCCUUCUGACCAGGAAAACGAGAAGGCUAUCCACUUUCAAACAUGGCUUUGAAAACAAAUUGAUGAAUUUUGCCCUUUUCUUUGAAACAUUGUUGACGUGUUUUUUCAUCUACACACCCGGCUUGAAUACCGUCAUUCAGCUCCGCCCAAUCCGUAUUACUUGGUGGCUUCCGGCGAUUCCCUUCUCUAUCUUAAAUUUCCUUUACGAAGAAGCAAGGAAGGCAUGGAUUCGAAAAUUCCCCGACGGCUGGUGCUCACGAGAACUUUAUUAUUAACAGUUCAACUAUUUAGCUACGUCAUUGCUUCUUCAAGACUGUUCUUGUUUGAAAAUCGGACAGAGAAGUUAGAAAAUGUGUGAUGAUCACAUAACACUGUUAAAUAUAAUAAUUUUGUAAUUGCGCAAAAGUGGUGAACAUGGGUUAAAUCUUAUAUAUAAAUAUGAAUAGAAUCAAUGCAAAUCA